Molecule: messenger RNA, 1926 nt
Organism: Pseudogymnoascus destructans
Lineage: Eukaryota; Fungi; Ascomycota; Leotiomycetes; Thelebolales; Thelebolaceae
Exons: 3
Coding region: 1252-1926 (224 amino acids)
Biological process (GO): cellular response to carbon dioxide; cellular response to oxidative stress
Cellular component (GO): cytoplasm
Molecular function (GO): zinc ion binding; carbonate dehydratase activity
Source: RefSeq, a predicted model, not a curated record
UGUAGAUUCUGGUUCUGGGCUGUCCUCUGCAGGUCAAGUCCUGCGAUGAAGCUGAUUAGACUGCAAUGCAUGCAAGUGCCGGGAUAGCAUGGAUCAAUCAACGGUAUAAGAACGCAAUAGUUGGAAAAACUCCAUCAUUUCUUUUUGCAGCCGAGAGGUCACAUUGGACAAGACGUAACCACCUGGAUGGGCGUGAAUACAGACAACUAUAAAGCUUCUUCAGAUUCAAAGCAUUCAUCGUAAGUGGCCUUGCUGCUUCAUUCAAGACUCUGUGCCUCAGCCAAGGCAUCACCAGCUUCGGCUUCCAGAUCAGAAGCAUCAUAUCAUAUCCCAGCUAGAAGAGCUACAAGGAGCGGGUUUUUCUCCUGGCGUACCAGUUCAGCUGGCACCUUAAUCAACUAAACGUUGCCUUACUGUCAGGUGACUAUGGCAAGUGAGCUGAUACCCUUAUAUUGCAAAGUGAUAACAAUGACAACGAUCAUGACCUUUGUAAGACGAUGCUCCAGCUCCUUUUCUGUCACGUGCCAUCUUUGGAGCUAGCAUAACGUAGAUCAGCACCCCUCUCCUCUACCUUCUUACCGUCAACACCUCCCCUCUCAUCUCAUCUCCAUAUCACCCAAGUGCUCAAGUCUAUUCCCAUAUCUCUCUGUUCCAUCUCUCUUCCAUCUCUCUCCCAUUUCUCACUUCACACCGCCCAAACUCUCCAUUUUCCACCAAGGUAUCCCCACAGCGGCCCGAACACCUCCGAUCUUGCCCCGACUCCCGAGAAAGUGGCCUGAUUUUUGGUCGUUACCUGCACCAGCCCAGCGCUGGUCUGGACGCCCAAGCACCACCAAUAUAAUCAGGUAGGGAAGGUGGCGGCAUAUCUCGAUUUUUCGUCUCCUCCUCCUCCUCCUCCUCCUCCUCUCGUCACUCUCCCUCCUCUUCUCGUUACUGUACUCUUACUUCUUUGUGAUUUUCAAUUCCUGGUAUACAAGGGUAUACAAGGCUGCUCUCCGCCCUGAAAAAGUCUUGGUACAAUACAUCUCUGUGCCGCGCUUAUCCUGCGAGACAAACCACUGAGACAAGCCACUGAGACAAACCACUGAGACAAACCACUGAGACAAACCAAACCACGCGCUUCCUCAUCUGUCUACCCCGCCACGACACACCACUCACGAACACACUGGUACCCCGCACACCUCACACCUCACACCUCACACGACACCUCACACGACACCUCACCUCACCCAACAACCCAGCCCAAGAAAGAUGUUCCCCGACGUCCACCGCGCUGCGCAGCGCCGCUACUCCAUCCUCCCCGUCCCGAAGGACCUGAUCCCCAGUACGGGCGAGAGCAAAGCGCAGAUCCUCUGGGUCGGGUGCUCGGACAGCUGGAUCACCGAGACGGCGGCGCUGGAUGUGCUGCCGCAGGAGACGUUUGUGCAUCGGAAUCUGGGGAGUGUGAUGAGUAAUGGGGAUUUGAGCUCGGCGAGCGCGAUUGCGUAUUGUGUUGAUUUGUUGGAGGUGAAGCAUAUUGUCGUCUGCGGACACUACGACUGUGUACUAUUCAAAGAAGCCAGCGAGGCCCCAACAGCGAUACACGGGUGGUACGAAGACCUCUCCCGCCUCCGCGCCGUCAACGACGCCCUCCUCCCCGACCUGGAGACGAUACAGCGCGAUCGCCAUCUUGCGGAGGUGUACGUGCAGGCUGAGGUGGAGUGGUUGCGGUCGCAGCCGACGGUGGCGAAGGCGAUUGCGGAUCGCGGGCUGAAGGUGCAUGCGUUUGUGUUUAAUAAGGAGGAGGAGGCUUGUGUGAGGCUUGUGGAAGUGGGGGGGUGGGUGGCGGAGCCGAAUGGGGGGCCGAAUGGGGGGCCGAAUGGGGGGCCGAAUGGGGGGCCGAAUGGGGUUGUUGCGUGGGAGGCUGGGGGUGUGAGGGAGAGAUGA